AGGCAGUUCAGUUCGAGUCGGAUCGUCGCGAAGAAUAGACGCACAUUGCACAUCGCUCCUGUAACGGGCGUACAGUCAAACGAAAACCAUUCUAGAGUGUACAGCAUAAGCUUUUCAAUUGCGACUAACAAACAUCUCUCUGGAUGUCGUGUGUGUACGCGGAGCAAUCAAGGGUAGUGCGAGCAGGCAAAGUAUCUUUUUGAAGUUUGUCUUAAAGAAGAAAGAAGAAACCAACGGAUAUCAAGAAACCAAAGUGUGGGGCGAAGAACACCAUGAAAAUUAUAACAGCCUACUGCUGCUCCAACGGAGUCGUGUGAAAUGAACUGAGUAAUAAAAGCAGAAGAAAGCUCAGAAAAAAUUAAAUGUCGAAUGAAGAGCCAGCAGACGAAGAGUGGUGAAUAUAUUAAAAAUGAAAUAACAGUGCAGCGAUAGUUUGUGAAAUAUUUGGAAAUCGUGCUCAUAUUUAUUGGGCGAGUUCUUUCUUCGGUUGGUUUCGGUUCGUUUGGUUCCGGUUUCCGUGUUCUGUUGCUUCGAGCCUGAUUUUUGGAAGAAGAAAAAAUCGAUAACACACAGAGCAUUGGAGGCAGUCGAAAAGUGAAGAAAAGUUGGAAGAUGUUUACCUUAUGAUAUUGAAUCAAAACGUAUUUUAAAGUAGUAGGCGGUCAGCUAACGCUCCGCAGUGUAGUAGUCCUGUGAGGAAGGAAGAUAGUGUUGAGCUUAGUAACUUGGCCAUUACCAUCACGAAGCAAAGAAAAAAAAAUGGAGCGCCGCAGGACUUUAGCACAGCCGUUCGUGCUGGUUAUGGCGAUCUCCGUAGUGCUCGGUUCGCAGUGCAAUUGGGAGUACGAGAAAACCAGUGUAACAUGUCGCUUGCGAACACUGGAACGAAUCGGCCUAGAUUUGCAGGGUGCCGAAGGUACUUCCCGAUUAGAUAUUCAGUGCAGUGAGCUGAUUCUGUUUGAAAGUCAAUUACCGCAAAAUUCUUUUCUACGAUUAUCGAGCCUAAGUGAACUGAAAAUUGAGUCGUGCAAGUUGCUUCAGCUACCGGAGGGAGCUUUCGAGGGACUUACGGCUCUUAAGAAGCUUAGUGUGAAUACAAGAAACUAUGAGUGGGGAGCCGGAAAAGUUUUAGAGCUGCAAAGUCUCUCAAUGCAAGGACUAAAAGAACUACAAACGCUAGACCUCAGUGAUAACAACAUUCGUGCGCUACCGGAUGGAUUUUUGUGUCCGAUGACUAGCUUGAAAGUGUUAAAUUUAACGAACAAUCGAAUUCGAUCGACGGAGAGUCUUGGUUUAACCGGCAAAACGUGUAACGGUGGAUCAGAAAUUCAGACACUGAACCUAAGUUAUAACGAAAUUAUGAAGAUUCCUGAAAACUGGGGAGUGUCACGCUUACGUCGGCUACAGCAUUUGAAUUUAGAGUACAAUAACAUUACGGAGCUACACGGUGAAGCUUUGGCUGGUUUGAAUUCGCUGCGCACGCUGAAUCUCAGCUACAACCAUCUGGAAACUUUACCAGCGGGCCUACUUGCCGGUUCUCGUGAACUACGUGAAAUUCACUUGCAAGGAAAUCAGUUAUACGAGCUUCCAAGAGCGUUAUUCCAUCGAUUGGAACAACUGCUAGUUUUGGAUUUAUCCCGUAACCAGCUGUCAUCGCAUCACGUUGAUAAUGGCACUUUUUCUGGUCUGAUACGUUUGGUGGUGCUGAAUCUCGCUCAUAAUGCUUUGACUCGCAUAGAUUCCAAAACAUUCAAAGAGCUCUAUUUCCUGCAAAUUUUGGAUCUGCGAAACAAUUCCAUCGGAUACAUCGAGGACAACGCUUUUCUGCCUUUGUACAAUUUGCAUACACUCAACUUGGCCGAAAAUCGUUUGCACACGCUGGAUGACCGCCUAUUUAAUGGGCUCUACGUGCUUUCCAAGCUGACCCUGAACAAUAACCUCAUCAGCAUAGUGGAGCGUAAUGUGUUUAAAAACUGUUCCGACCUGAAGGAAUUGGAUCUAAGCUCGAACCAACUGUCAGAGGUUCCUCACGCCAUUCGUGAUUUGUCGGUUCUACGUGCACUCGAUUUGGGAGAAAACCAGAUAAACUAUAUCGAAAAUGGCACAUUCGCUAACCUAAAUCAGCUGACCGGCCUUCGGAUGAUAGAUAAUCAAAUCGAAAACAUUACCAUCGGAAUGUUCACCGAUUUACCGCGGCUGAGCGUGCUCAAUCUGGCGAAAAACCGGGUGCAAAAUAUUGAGCGUGGUUCAUUCGAUAAGAAUCUGGACAUUGAGGCGAUCCGGCUGGAUGGUAAUUUUCUGACUGAUAUUAACGGUAUUUUUGCUACACUUUCCUCGCUGCUGUGGUUAAAUCUCGCCGAGAAUCACCUCGUAUGGUUUGAUUAUGCGUUUAUUCCUAGUAACCUGAAGUGGUUGGAUAUUCACAGUAAUUACAUUGAAUCGCUUGGAAACUACUACAAGCUUCAGGAGGAAAUCAAAGUGAAAACGCUUGAUGCAAGCCAUAACCGGCUGACCGACAUCGGUCCGAUGAAUGUGCCUAACAGUGUUGAGCUGCUAUUUAUCAACGAUAACCACAUCAGCACCAUCCAUGCGAACACCUUCAUCGAUAAAAUUAAUUUGGCGCGCGUUGAUAUGUACGCUAAUUCACUGAAAAAGCUGCAACUGCAUCAGCUUCGUGUCGCACCGCAGCCGAUCGAUAAACCACUGCCAGAGUUCUAUCUCGGGGGCAAUCCGUUCGAGUGUGACUGCUCGAUGGAAUGGAUGCAGCGAGUAAACAACCUAACGGCUCGCCAACACCCUAAAAUCAUGGACCUACCGAAUGUCGAAUGUAUUAUGCCACAUGCUCGAGGAUCCCCGAUUCGACCGAUCGUGUUACUUAAACCAAAGGACUUCCUGUGUAAAUACGAAACCCAUUGUUUCGCACUGUGCCAUUGCUGUGAUUUCGAUGCCUGUGACUGUGAGAUGACCUGUCCGACCAAUUGUACGUGCUACCAUGACCAAACUUGGGGCACAAAUGUAGUCGACUGCGGUAACCAGCGAGCCUCGCUGUUGAAACCAGUUCCGAUGGAUGCUACCGAGGUUUACAUGGACGGGAAUGACUAUCCAGAGCUGCAAAAUCAUGCCUUUAUCGGGCGGAAAAAUCUGAAAGUACUGUUCGCCAAUGCCAGCCAGAUUAUCACCAUUCAAAACCGUACAUUCACUGGGCUUACCGCACUCCAGGUGCUCCAUCUGGAAGAUAACGCCAUCCAAAAGAUUCACGGUUAUGAGUUUGAAAACCUCGGCCUACUGAAGGAGCUGUAUUUGCAGAACAACAUGAUUUCUGUGGUGGCCAACAACUCAUUCGCACCGUUGUAUUCGCUGCAGGUGCUGCGGAUCGAUGGUAACCGGUUGACCACCAUUCCGAUGGCGCAGCUUCAGGCCACACAGCUGCAAAGUUUGCAAGCGCUCUCUCUGGGCCGUAAUUAUUGGAGCUGUCGGUGCCGGUUCAUGCAGGAGCUAACAUCAUUUGUGGCUGACAAUGCGGUCAUUAUCCAAGAUAUGCAAGAUAUUUACUGCGUCGACGAUGGCAUUCAUCGUGAUCUGGAUUUCAACGUGACGGCAGCAUGUAGUGAUUAUUAUGCCGGCAGUUCCGUUCUUCCGGAUAGGCUUUCCGAGACAUACAUAUUUCUGUUGGCCGCUGCACUGAUUAUUGCCUGUCUAUUGGUGUUUGUGCUGAUCAUGUUUAUUUUUCGUGAGCCGUUAAGGUUUUGGUUAUUCUCGCGGUAUGGCGUGCGAGUUUUUGGACCACGCUGCGAGGAUUCUGAGAAACUUUACGAUGCCAUAUUUAUCUACUCGGCCAAAGACGCGGAAUACGUAGCUAUAAAUAUCGCUGCUGAGCUGGAAAAUGGUCGACCGCCGUUGAGGCUCUGUUUGCAGCAUCGGGAUCUUUCAGAAGAUGCGACACAUUUGCAACUUUUGGAAGCGUCACGUGCUUCUCGAAGGAUAGUGAUGCUGCUUUCUCGAAAUUUCCUGCAAACCGAGUGGAGCAGAUGUGAACUUCGACGAGCGGUACACGAUGCACUAAGAGGCCGGCCGCACAAAUUAGUUGUGCUCGAAGAAGUUGGCGUGAUUCUGGAAGCGGAAAACGACGUCGAACUAGUUCCUUACCUAAAAACUACCACUGUAAAUAGAAUUAAACGUAGUGACCGGCACUUUUGGGAGAAGCUUCGGUACGCCUUGCCAGUGGAGGCACCAUACCGGGGCAACAAUUACACUAUCGAUCACCAUGAACGGGUCAAGCAGACCGUAAACACCGGGGUCAUGUUUCGUCAAGCACCUCCGGCCUACUGUCCGGAGAUCGAUGAAGCUAAUUACUCCUCGGCGACAACGGCAACACCCAGUCCGCGGCCAUCGCGACGCGGUAUGGUGGAGCUUCCACAGCGACCGCCAAGUGAACAUAUCUACUCCAGCAUCGAUUCCGACUACAGCACGCUGGAGUGCGAAAAUAUGGUUCCUGGUGUGCACCGGCCGUCAACGUGGCGACCCGGCGGUGUUGGCAGCAGUAUCCUAUCCGGUCAAAACACCGUUCCCCAUGGGCAUCACGUGCAGGCAUAUCUUGUCUAGGGGUGGGCCAGACCGACGAGUUCGUUGGCCAGAAAGCGGAAAAGAAAUAGUCAAGUGAUGUAAUAGUGUGUACAUAGAUAUCUAGUUGUAUCGUAGUGCUACGAGACGAGAUAAAUCAAACGCAGAACAAAAUAUGUCAAAAAGUGCUAAAUUAUGUAAAAAAUGAAACCCGAGUAUUAAUAUGAGUUGUUAAGGAUAACAUUACAUACACUCACAUACACACUCACACAGGUGAAGAUGGGAGGAAAAAUAUUUGUGAUAUUGUAUUAUAAGUUUUAAUGAUAAUAAAGCAGAAAAUGACAGCAGAUAUAGUAUGAAAUAAUGACACAUAUAAUCGAGGAAUGCUACAAAACUACCACUACAAACUACUAGCUACUAUCGCAGCCACAAAUACUACACACACAAACACAAACAAACUCGAAUGCAAUGUAUAAGGAAUAUAGUUCAACUGUAAUGUAUGGUAAUGAUAGAACACCUGCAUUUUAAUUACAGUUUUCAAAUAUUUAAAUUGCUGAUAGUUAGAACGAAAUAAACAGAAAACGUUGUAUUUUCAAACGAAAAUAAAAUUUCUUGUCAUGUUUUUCUGUGUUGAUUUAUUAGGUUUGUAUUUUUUUUUCUUAACAUCGAUCAAAGAAAACCGCGAGAGCAUCAAAAUUAGAACUAAUUCAGCAGCAGGCAGUAGUUCGUGUCCAUGUACAUUUUUCUGAUUAAUCAUUAUUUAAAUUAUUUAUUGCUAUUUAAUGGACGGCCGUUUUAUCAACAAACAACGUAAUGUGUAUCCUAGAAUGGAAAAUAACUGUUGGUUUAAUGUAUAGAGCUUUUUGGAAAAAUACGCGAAAACAAAAUAAAGAAAGCAGAAAAAGGGACUGAUAUAAGCAAAUAUUAGUGUUAAUAAAGAAGGAGCAAACUAUGCAGCUAUGGACGAGAUAAAGAUUUUUCGCUCUGUAAAUAUUGAUGCCUCUCUAUCAGUGAAGGGAAAUGUUUAUAUAGAUACAAAAACAGGCAAACAAACACACAACUAUGUAAAAAGUAUUAAUGUUAAGAAGGAACCGCUACAGAUGGAACAAAAAACGCUAUCAAACCUAUCAUAAAACAAAUGGCGAACGAAGGUAAACAGAACAAACCGUGUGACCAGACUGACUAAUUAGAAUGUUACACCUUACCUGUGCAUAGGGUACGCGGGAUGAAAUUACAAAUUGACAAAAUAAAACAAAACACGUGAAAUUGAAGCUUCUUAUUUCUGUGAGUCAAAAGCAAAAGCUACACAUAAAAACAAAACAUAUAGAAAAUCGAAAAAAAUAAAUAAAACGAAAAAAUUAAUUAAUCAAAAUAAAGC
Messenger RNA from Malaya genurostris, 5938 nucleotides. It is a transcript of the gene Toll-7, whose product is annotated as toll-like receptor 7. The transcript has a single exon. The record is from RefSeq and is a predicted model, not a curated record. Gene Ontology annotation, biological process: signal transduction. Lineage: Eukaryota; Metazoa; Arthropoda; Insecta; Diptera; Culicidae. Bases 760 to 4602 code for a protein of 1280 amino acids. Gene Ontology annotation, molecular function: protein binding.